AUGGCUGGACUCUCUCUCGGGAGCAAUCCAGCACUUGAAACUAAAGUAGAGCUCUACAUUUCUUGCAAUAAUUUGCAGAAUAAGGAUUUGUUGUCCAAGUCGGAUCCGUGCUGUGUCGUGAAAAUUGGUGAGAGACAAUUGAAUGGAGAUUUUUAUUGGCAAGAUUUGGGAAGAACGGAAGUACAGAAAGAUAAUUUAAAUCCCAAAUUUACCAAGACAUUCAUUGUCACUUAUAAAUUUGAAGAAAUUCAACCACUCAAAUUCCUUCUCUAUGAUAUUGACAAUGCCACUGUUGAUUUGAGUGAUGAUGACUUUUUGGGAAGUUGUGAAGUGAAAUUGAGCGAGAUUGUUUGUGGUCCAGGAGGAGCUGUCACAAAAACACUGUUAGCUAAGCACGGAAAUGGUGGAACUAUCACUAUUAGAAGUGAGCAAAAAUCUAAAGUCAAAGAUUUAUUAGUAAAUCUUGAAUUAGAUGGUAAAGAUUUAGCAAAGAAGGAUUUAUUUGGAAAAAGUGAUCCAUAUUUCAUUCUUUCCAAAAUGAUGGGUAACGAAUAUGUGGACAUUUACAAAUCUGAAACCAUCAUGAAUAAUUUGAAUCCUCACUGGAAAGGGUUUACUUUACCAAUGCAAAAGUUAUGUAAUGGAAAUGAAAAUCUUCCAUUAAGAAUUCAAGUCUUUGACUGGGACAAACAUUCUGAUCCUGAUUUUAUUGGAAGCGUUGAUUUCACUUUCCAACAAUUGAAACAAGCUGAAACCAAUAGAACUGCACUCAACAUUAUUGAUGAUGGAAGCUUUUCCAAGAAAAAGAAACCUGCAAAGACCACUGGUAAAAUUUCAGUAAGAAAAAUAUCGUUCACUGAACCAGAGGAAGAAUACACAUUUUUGGAUUAUUUAGGAGGUGGUUUGGAAAUUUCCCUUUUGGUUUCCAUUGAUUUUACAGCUAGUAAUGGAAAUCCAAACGACCCUAAUAGUUUGCAUGCAGGUGGAAAGUUUAAUGAAUACGAGAUGGCAAUCAAAGCUAUUGGAGAUAUUUUAGCAUAUUAUGAUAGUGAUAAGCUCUUCCCAUCUUUUGGGUUUGGAGCUAAAAUGCCAACUGGUCAAGUUUCUCAUUGCUUUGCCCUCAAUGGAAAUCCAAGCAAUCCAAAUUCAGUUGGAGUUGAUGGCAUUUUACGUGAUUAUAGACAAGCUUUGAAUACUGUUGAGUUGUAUGGCCCUACUAAUUUUGCACCAACUAUUCAAACAGCUGUCACUCUUGCUUCCAAGCCUCCAUUGAGCUCAGCCAACAAAAUCAAAAAUACUGAUACUAUUAAUUAUUACUGA
This is a messenger RNA of Naegleria lovaniensis, 1320 nucleotides long. RefSeq lists its product as uncharacterized. Gene Ontology annotation, biological process: cellular response to calcium ion. The record is from RefSeq and is a predicted model, not a curated record. NCBI's taxonomy places the organism in Eukaryota, Heterolobosea, Eutetramitea, Acrasida, Naegleriidae. Gene Ontology annotation, molecular function: calcium-dependent phospholipid binding. The coding region runs from base 1 to 1320 and encodes 439 amino acids. Gene Ontology annotation, cellular component: plasma membrane. The transcript is spliced from 8 exons.